GAGUACAGUACGGGUGUCAUAUCAUCAGCAUAAAUGCAAGGGUGUCUAUCUAGCAUGUACCUAGGUAUGCAUCUCGUAGAUAAAGUGCGGGAACAUUGUUGAAGCAUACCUGCCCUCCCUCCGUCUACUCACCAGAAACCUUAUUCGAGCAUAAACAAAGCAACGAAGCAACGAAGCAACGGAGCAACGAAGCAACGGAGCAACGAAGCAACGGAGCAACGAAGCAAUGAAGCAACAUGGCAUCAGAUGACCCCUCUAGCAUAUCCCCUCCCCCCCAGGUGUCUUCACGUUCAGCCCAGCCAGCCAGCUGGACACGUUUAUUGUUAUGUUACAUUUGCAUUGAUUUCCACAUCGCCCAUUGCUUUUGGCCUGAUCUCGUCUUCCUUUCUUUUGCGGGUGGAGAGUCUCCAGAUACCUGCAUCCAGCGUAUCUGUCCCAUUAUACAUAUCCACCCCCCAGCACCGAAUGCCACGGAUGCGAUGGCAUAUCGUGGGGAAAAGAUGAAGAUUCUAGAGUCAUGCACAUGCGAGGAAGAAGGGAAUGAUGUAUGUGUGCAGCAAGAUCAACACUCACUCUCUCGGUGCUGCGUACGCGAGGAAUCUAUGUAUGUCGUAUGGAUGUCUCGACAAAGCAUCUGCGAAGUCCUACAAUUGCAGUCUGUCGGUGCUCUAUAAUUUCCACUCGAUAAUUCCCUAAUUUCUCCAUCCUAUAGAAUUUCAUUUGACAAUUGGCGGAACACUAAGAUAAAAAAAAAUAGAAAAUGGAAGAAUUUUGGGCAGAUACAACAAAGCGGAUGAUCGUCCCAUGGGGGGAGGGGGGAAAUCCUUGAAAAGGAGGAAAUUGCUGGUGUGCACUCUGUAGAGCCGCGGGUCCAUAAAUGAGUCUUGCCUUGUUCAUAGUGGAUCAAUCAACAUUACGA
Molecule: messenger RNA, 919 nt
Organism: Botrytis cinerea B05.10
Lineage: Eukaryota; Fungi; Ascomycota; Leotiomycetes; Helotiales; Sclerotiniaceae
Exons: 2
Coding region: 237-674 (145 amino acids)
Source: RefSeq, a predicted model, not a curated record